ACCAUCACCUCUGCGCGUCCUGGAAUAGUUUUGGUUUUACCAGACGCACCAAGUUGCAGCUGCAGAGGCGCACUUUUCUCCGUGGCUCCUCUCUCAUUUUGCGCUCUCAAUCCGACAUGGAAGAUGGUCCGUCUUCAACAAGCUGUUUCAGAAGGUUAACGGACUGUUUCCUGGGUGCAAGCUUGACAGAUGAGAAAGUGAAGGCCUACCUCUCGCUGCACCCGCAGAUGCUGGACGACUUUGUGUUGGAGAGUGUGAGUGCAGAGACGUUGGACAGAUGGCUGAAGAGGAAGACCAGCAGCAGGCCUGCAGAUGACACAUCAGCUAAAGAAGUCAGCAGGUACCAGGACACAAAUAUGCAGGGUGUGGUGUACGAACUCAACAGCUACAUAGAGCAGCGCCUGGACACUGGAGGAGACAACAAACUCCUGCUCUAUGAGUUGUGCAACAUCAUCAAAAAAGCAACGAAAGCUGAUGGAUUUGCACUUUACUUCUUGGGAGAAUGCAACAAUAGUUUAAGUGUGUUCACUCCAACGGGGGCCAAGGAUGGCCCUCCAAGCCUCAUCCCCUCUGGCCCCAUUGCAUUUGGGACAACCAUUGCCGCUCAUGUUGCCAAGACUUGCAAAACACUGCUAGUAGAGGACAUCAUGGGGGACGAGCGCUUCCCCGACGGCACAGGGCAGGACUCAGGGAUCCAUGUUCACUCUGUCCUGUGCCUCCCCAUCCUCACUGCCAUCGGGGACCUCAUUGCCAUCCUGGAGCUGCAUCGGCACUGGGGCAAGGAGCCCUUCAACCUCAGCCACCAGGAGGUUGCAACAGCUAAUUUAGCGUGGGCAUCAGUUGCCAUUCAUCAAGUACAGGUGUGCAGAGGCCUCGCCAAACAGACUGAGCUCAAUGACUUCCUACUAGAUGUGUCAAAAACAUACUUUGAUAACAUUGUGGCAAUAGAUUCUCUACUUGAACAUAUUAUGAUAUAUGCAAAAAACCUGGUGAAUGCGGACAGGUGCGCGCUCUUCCAGGUUGAUCACAACAACAAAGAACUGUAUUCUGACCUGUUCGAUAUUGGGGAGGAGAAAGAAGGCAAACCUGUCUUUAGGAAAACCAAAGAAAUUAGGUUUUCUAUAGAGAAGGGAAUAGCUGGCCAAGUGGCUCAGACAGGGGAAGUCUUAAAUAUCCCAGAUGCCUAUGCAGACCCACGGUUCAACCGAGAGGUGGACCUUAAAACCGGCUACACUACGCGGAACAUCCUGUGCAUGCCCAUCGUGAGCAGGGGGAGCGUUAUAGGUGUGGUGCAGAUGGUGAACAAGUUAAGCGGAAGUGCCUUCACUAAAACAGAUGAGAACAACUUUAAGAUGUUUGCUGUCUUUUGUGCUCUGGCCUUACACUGUGCAAAUAUGUACCACAGGAUCCGGCACUCUGAAUGCAUUUAUAGAGUGACGAUGGAGAAGCUGUCUUAUCAUAGCAUCUGCACAUCAGAGGAGUGGAAGACCCUUACCCAGCUCAACCUCCCUGCACCCAUUUAUAAAGAGAUUGAAAUGUUCCACUUUGACAUAUCUCCCUUUGAGGAGAUCUGGCCUGCUGUCUUUAUCUACAUGGUUCAUAACUCCUGUGGAAAGACCAGCUUUGAGCUGGAGAAACUGUGUCAGUUCACCAUGUCUGUACGGAAAAACUACCGGCGUGUGCCCUACCACAACUGGAAGCACGCGGUGACAGUGGCACACUGUAUGUACGCCAUCUUACAGAAAACGACUGGGAUGUUCACAGAGCUAGAGAAGAAGGGUCUGUUAAUCGCCUGCCUGUGCCAUGAUCUGGACCAUCGAGGGUACAGCAACGCCUACCUGCAGAAGUUUGACCAUCCGCUGGCUGCUCUGUACUCCACAUCCACCAUGGAGCAGCACCACUUCUCUCAGACUGUCUCCAUCCUACAGCUGGAAGGGCACAAUAUUUUCUCCAACCUGAAUUCCAGCGAGUACGAGCAGGUGCUGGAGAUCAUCCGCAAGGCCAUCAUCGCCACAGACCUUGCCCUGUACUUCAACAACCACCAGCAGCUGACGGAGCUGCUGACCGUUGGCAGGCUGGAUUUGAACAACCACACACACAGGGACCGUGUGAUUGGUCUGAUGAUGACAGCAUGUGACCUGUGUUCUGUUACCAAGCAGUGGCCGAUCACACGACUCACAGCCAAUGACAUCUAUGCUGAGUUCUGGGCCGAGGGAGAUGAGAUGAAGAAGAUUGGGAUGCAGCCAAUCCCCAUGAUGGACAGAGACAAGAAGGAUGAAGUUCCCCAAGGCCAGGUGGGAUUCUACAAUGCUGUGGCAAUUCCAUGUUAUACAACACUAUCAGAGCUUUUCCCUCAGUCCGGUCCUCUUCUAAAAGCCUGCAAAGAGAACCUGAGCCAGUGGGAGAAGAUAGCGCAUGGAGAGCUGGAGGAUGUAGUGCCCAGCCGGCCUUGUGUUUCAGGCCCCGUAAAGGUGGACAACUGA
This is a messenger RNA of Scomber japonicus (chub mackerel), 2483 nucleotides long. It is a transcript of the gene pde10a, whose product is annotated as phosphodiesterase 10A. The transcript is spliced from 22 exons. Bases 117 to 2483 code for a protein of 788 amino acids. The record is from RefSeq and is a predicted model, not a curated record. Gene Ontology annotation, molecular function: 3',5'-cGMP-stimulated cyclic-nucleotide phosphodiesterase activity; protein binding. Gene Ontology annotation, biological process: negative regulation of receptor guanylyl cyclase signaling pathway; signal transduction. Lineage: Eukaryota; Metazoa; Chordata; Actinopteri; Scombriformes; Scombridae.